UCGGCGGGGGCGGGAGCGGUGCCGGCGCCAUUUUGUCGUGGGGCGGCUGAGGGAGAAGCGGCGGCGGCGGCGGGAGCGGGCGGAGCUCAGCGCCAGCCCCGGCCCUGGCCCCGGCCCCGCGCCGGCCCCGCACUCACCCACCCAACCGCCGGAGCUACCGGAGACCUGGCGACCGUGUGCUUCGAUUCUCUGAAGAUGGCUGCACAGUCAGCACCGAAGGUCGUGCUAAAGAGCACCACCAAGAUGUCUCUGAACGAGCGCUUCACUAACAUGCUGAAGAACAAACAGCCGAUGCCGGUGAAUAUCCGGGCCACCAUGCAGCAGCAGCAGCUGGCCAGCGCCCGAAACAGACGGCUGGCCCAACAGAUGGAGAACAGACCGUCUGUGCAGGCCGCUCUGAAACUCAAACAGAAGAGCUUGAAGCAACGCCUCGGGAAGAGCAACAUCCAGGCACGGCUGGGCCGGCCAGCGGGAACGCUGGCCCGAGGAGCCCUGGGGAGCCGGGGGCUGGCCCUGGGCCAGCGGGGGAUGCCCCGGGGAGCCCUGCGAGGCCGCGGGGCCCGGGCCAUGCUCCGAGGAGGGGUCACGCUCCGAGGUCAAGCCCUGCUGCGAGGCGGGAGAGGGAUUGCCCCCAGGAUGGGCCUGCGGAGAGGAGGGAUCAGGGGCCGCGGGGGCCCGGGAAGAGGCGGCCUGGGCCGGGGAGCCAUGGGCCGGGGAGGGAUCGGCGGCAGAGAAGGACUCGGGAACACCCCGUGCAUAUCCCGGGAUGGCGGCAGUGACGUUUUUCCCGGUGUUCUCCAUCCGGGCAGGUCGCGGCAUGGCCGGGCGGGGCCGGGGCGGGUUCGGAGGGCGCGGCAGAGGCCGGGGCCGCGGCAGAGGCUCGGCACGGCCGGCUCUCACCAAGGAGCAGCUGGAUAACCAGCUGGACGCCUACAUGUCCAAAACCAAGGGACACCUGGACGCCGAGCUGGACGCGUACAUGGCACAGACAGAUCCCGAAGCCACCGACUGAGGGGCCGGGACUACCGGGGGAGGGAGGGGCUCAUCCCAUGGGGAGCUGCCUUGGGAAUCCCCGAUGGGAAAUUCAGGUUUAGUGUGUUCUUCGAUGUUUUGAUACUCUCUGUUGUAUUAAACUUUUUUUGGAUUGUU
Messenger RNA from Cinclus cinclus, 1149 nucleotides. RefSeq names its product chromatin target of PRMT1 (gene CHTOP). The record is from RefSeq and is a predicted model, not a curated record. The transcript is spliced from 6 exons. Bases 196 to 918 code for a protein of 240 amino acids. NCBI's taxonomy places the organism in Eukaryota, Metazoa, Chordata, Aves, Passeriformes, Cinclidae.